AUGUGCGUCUCCGCCGCUGCUGUUGUUGCUGUUCUUGAAAUUGAUGAUGUUGUUGUUGCCGCUGCCGCUUUCCCUGUGAAGAUGAGGCAAGACUGGUCAAGGAUUUCCAAUCCAACACAUCCACUCUCCAGAUUGAUGAAAGUGAUCAACUGGCAAUAUUUGAGUCGCUUUGCGCUGAGGAUUUCUCUCAUUGACGAAAAGGACUCUUUGGUAAAGGCCAUUGACCAAUAUUCAACGCAAAGGCUACAAGCUCUUGGGGGACGUUUAAGCCAGAUCAACAUUACAUUCGACGAACUGCGAGAUGUAGCCAGCAGUACCGCCUUGAAAUCGGAUGGCAUGUUUCUCUACGCUCGCUUGGUCCUCGACUUCAUCGCCUUUAACAUCUUCUACUCCCUCGAGGAAGUAAAAGGGCCCAUCGCCAGCCUCCCGAAAGGACUAUCCGAUCUGUGGAAGCACCGAGUAACAGGUGGCUGCGGAUCCAAACUCCGCGAUUAUGCUUACCUGCCUCGUUUUCAUACAUUCGUCUGUGAAAGACCUAUACGGGAGCUAAGCUUUGCUGUUGAUCGCUUCAACGCCAAGACAGCCUGCCUUAGCAAAGGUCUUGAAGUUUUUGGUCAACAUAGUCAAGUUAAUAAGUCCGAAAGUACAUUACGACCAGUCUUGCGCCUUAUCCUCGUCUCCUAUCCGGCGUACUGGGAGCCCUUGGCACUAGCUCAGACAAGAAGAAUGACGCUCAAAAUCAAGAAUUGCACCAAGGAUCGCUCGCAAGACUUUUGCAGCAUGACCAGAUAG
Pyricularia oryzae 70-15 is the source of this 792-nucleotide messenger RNA. RefSeq lists its product as uncharacterized. Bases 1 to 792 code for a protein of 263 amino acids. The record is from RefSeq and is a predicted model, not a curated record. The transcript has 4 exons. NCBI's taxonomy places the organism in Eukaryota, Fungi, Ascomycota, Sordariomycetes, Magnaporthales, Pyriculariaceae.